GGCUGCACGGUCGAAGAGAAGUGGAGUGUAAAGUUUUGAACGGGUGAUGUGAGCUGUACUGUACAUUGUUGUUUGAGAAGACUUUGUAGAACUUAUAAUCAAUAGGAAUGCACGGUUGAACACACAGGAUUACGAAGAGUUUGACGGAUACGUUUUUCUUCGGACCAGGGCAGCUUUUUGGAUUUAGAGUUUUAUUUAAGAAAGAGAUUGGGACUCGAAGAAGAUUUUAGUGGCUGCCAAACAUGUCUGCUGCGAGGCAGUCGCUAAACGCUGCAUGGCUUUCCGUCGUACUGGUACUGUUUUCUGGAUUGGAGCUAACCCUAGGAAUUUAUGAAAAAUCUAGGUAUUCUCCGUCACCUUGUUCGUGUAUCGGAGACCUACUCGACUGUAGCAGAAGAAGACUGGAUAAAGUACCUGAAAAUCUCCCCUUAUGGAUAGUACAGUUGGAUUUAAGCAACAACAAACUCAAAUCUGUUGAAGCAAACACAUUCCAGAAGCUUCACAAACUACGUGAAUUAAAAUUGAAUAAUAAUGAAUUGGAUUCCAUACCAGAUUUGGGGCCAUUAUCUGCAAACAUUACACUCCUUUCUGUGUAA
Polyodon spathula (Mississippi paddlefish) is the source of this 596-nucleotide messenger RNA. Its product is annotated as leucine-rich repeats and immunoglobulin-like domains protein 3. Gene Ontology annotation, molecular function: protein binding. The record is from RefSeq and is a predicted model, not a curated record. Lineage: Eukaryota; Metazoa; Chordata; Actinopteri; Acipenseriformes; Polyodontidae. The coding region runs from base 243 to 596 and encodes 117 amino acids. The transcript is spliced from 3 exons.